AUGCCGACCGACAAGACGCAGGAGUCAGGCAGGAGCCUCGAGGAGAUGGUUGCCAAGAUCCACGAGACGAAGAAGCCAUUUCUUCAAGCGAUGGAAAACCUGGAAAAACUGGAGACGGCUAAGUUUACACCCGAAUACUUAGAGGCCAACGGCAAAGACGAGGUGAUGAAUGUUCUCGAGUUGAUCGGCUCGAUCUCUGGCUUGCAUUUCAUCUAUGAAAUAUAUGGCAAAGAUCUCACCACGGUCUCUGACUCGGAUGUCAUUGAUUUUCUCCUCGGCAAAAUUACAGUCCCUAAGGGUUUCCGCGAGAGCGAAAUUAUCAAACAGGUAUCGGACAACUAUGAAAUCAUGAAAAGCAAAUGGAUCAGAUAUGAAGCAGACUUGAAGGAGUUCGGCCUGCUCCGUGGAUCUAAGGAGAAGAUGGAACAACUGAAGGAUUUGUGGGAGGUUAUCCUGCCGCAUCUCAACGACACUCAAGACGAUCACCGCAUUGAGAAGAUCCACAAGAAACUGAGAAGCUUAAUUCAAGAGCCUGCUAAGUAA
Aplosporella prunicola CBS 121167 is the source of this 543-nucleotide messenger RNA. RefSeq lists its product as uncharacterized. The transcript has a single exon. The record is from RefSeq and is a predicted model, not a curated record. Bases 1 to 543 code for a protein of 180 amino acids. Lineage: Eukaryota; Fungi; Ascomycota; Dothideomycetes; Botryosphaeriales; Aplosporellaceae.